GAGGUCGACAACACGAGUCCAUUGUAACCGUCAGGAACCGGCCUCAAAGAGUGAAAAGGUAUAACGUUUCUUGAGCUGUUGAAGUAUUUAUGGAGAGUGUCGCCUUUACCACCAACAGGCACACUUCGAGAAGGACUGAAAUUUCAUGCUGGGUCCCAAUUUUCUCGGCUCGCCAAACCGUGGACAUAAAUGCAUAGACCAGAGAAGACGCCUCCAACUUCCAAUGUGAUGCAUCUGCACGAGAGGAAAAUUACUCGACUAAGAUGGGUAAUAAGCAAACGAUAUUUACUGAUGAACAGCUAGACGCCUAUCAGGACUGCACUUUCUUCACCCGAAAGGAAAUCCUUCGCUUGCAUGGAAGAUACCACGAGUUGGCUCCACAUUUGGUUCCUAUGGACUACACCAACGAUCCUGAUGUUAAAGUCCCUUUAGCUCUCAUAGUCAACAUGCCAGAACUGAAGGAGAACCCAUUCAGGGAUCGGAUUGUGGAAUCGUUCUCCGAAGAUGGCCAGGGGAACCUCAGCUUCAACGACUUUGUGGACAUGUUUUCAGUUCUCAGUGAAACGGCCCCAAGAGAACUCAAAGCCAUUUAUGCUUUUAAAAUAUACGACUUUAACGUGGAUAAUUACAUUUGCAAGGAAGACUUAGAAAAGACUUUGAACAAGUUGACAAAGGAGGAGCUGACACCUGAAGAGGUUAUUCUGGUGUGUGAGAAGGCCAUCGAGGAGGCCGAUCUGGAUGGAGACAACAAGCUCUCCUUUGCUGACUUUGAGAAUAUGAUCUCCAGGGCUCCUGACUUUUUAAGCACCUUCCAUAUACGAAUCUAAAUGGCUUCAAUGGAAGACACUCAUCCAGAGGUUCCUAGGCUGAUCCAGGACUUGAAUCCACCUUGAACAGACAUGUCCACAUCGGAGGAUAAAUGUCUACAAUAGUUUUCCUUUCAUUUUUGCACUGGAAGCACACUUGACAUUGAGGAUUAAUGACAAGUGCAUGGUUUUUUCGCCAGUGGAAAACUUGAAACAUUGGUUCAGAAAUCCCUUUGUGUUUACCGAGAGAGGAAACUGGAUGGCGAGAUCUUUUGUGGAUUUGACCUGGUUGUGGACUACAACCACUCAUUUGGGCUCCUACAAAUGUUCUCCUUGGUCUUCCAAUGUCUGCGGCACAUUGGAAACAAUUUUGACUCACUCUCCUAAUUCUAAUGACUCAUCUUUGGGAUCAAGUAAAUCAUUGGACAUUGUCUAUCCCAAAAGAGACAGUGGACAAGCAGAAAAUGAAAGAGAGAGUAAGUGAGAGGGCUAAAAAGCACAGCACUGGCAUCAAUGUCACUGAGACAGUGUUUUCUACAGCUAUGCAAUCUUUCUCCAUAAAAUGCAUGAAUUAGAUUAUAUUUCCCUCCUUUUCCGUUCCCUAAUGUCCCUACAGCUUUGCCAUUUCAAAGCUAUCUAAUUGCUUAUAGAACUGGAGCAUGACGACAAUCAUAUCUCAAUGUACUCCAGUUGAAUGAAGGGCUCUAUCAUCAUAUAUUUCUCUCAUUGUCUUAUACACUGUCAUUCGUCCCUCAUGUAUUUGUUCUGCUUGCGAUUCCUGUAUCCCUUCUGUCCUUACUUGAGGUUUUAGUGUCAAUCUGUCUCUUACCUUUGACUUUUUUCAGUAUUUGAUGUGAUA
Xyrauchen texanus (razorback sucker) is the source of this 1665-nucleotide messenger RNA. Its product is annotated as calcium and integrin-binding family member 2-like. The transcript is spliced from 6 exons. The record is from RefSeq and is a predicted model, not a curated record. Bases 264 to 827 code for a protein of 187 amino acids. Gene Ontology annotation, molecular function: calcium ion binding. NCBI's taxonomy places the organism in Eukaryota, Metazoa, Chordata, Actinopteri, Cypriniformes, Catostomidae.